Conger conger (European conger) is the source of this 1462-nucleotide messenger RNA. It is a transcript of the gene gatad1, whose product is annotated as GATA zinc finger domain containing 1. Gene Ontology annotation, biological process: chromatin organization; regulation of DNA-templated transcription. The transcript is spliced from 5 exons. The record is from RefSeq and is a predicted model, not a curated record. The coding region runs from base 216 to 953 and encodes 245 amino acids. Gene Ontology annotation, molecular function: zinc ion binding; sequence-specific DNA binding. Lineage: Eukaryota; Metazoa; Chordata; Actinopteri; Anguilliformes; Congridae. Gene Ontology annotation, cellular component: nucleus.
AAACACCAAGAAGAAGAAUAACGUGAAUUAAACAAAUGGAUUGUCCUUACAGUGCUCGCAAUUCUUAUUUAAAAUUCACCGUAAGUAAUUUAUCAGCGUUUCAGUUGCGUUUUCACUGAGCCAGGUAAACGCUAAACAGUCUUCUAGUUAACGAGUAUUAUAACAUUUAGCUUGGUGAGUAGUAACUUGUCACCAGUUCCGAGUGUAAAGUCAAAAUGCCGCUUGGUUUAAAGCCAUGUUGUGCAGUGUGCAAGACGAACUCAUCUUCAAUGUGGAAGAAAGGAAAUCAUGGAGAGAUACUGUGCAACAACUGCACAGGGAAGCACAGUACCAUUGGAACAGCCGGACCUUCGGCUACUUCCAGCAUCCAACAAAACAAUGGCGGCGUAAAACAGUCGAAACAGGAAAUCCAUCGUAGAUCAGCACGAUUGAGAAGCACGAAGUACAAGGCACCCGCUUCCGAGAAAAAGGUGUCCACAAAAGGAAAGGGAAGAAGGCACAUUUUCAAGCUGAAAAAUCCAAUCAAAGCUCCAGAGUCAGUGUCUACAAUCAUCACAUCAGAGUCUGUUUUUUACAAGGGUGUCUAUUUCCAAAUAGGAGAUGUAAUCAAAGUAACAGACGAGGAUGAUGGGAGACCGUACUAUGCACAGAUUCGGGGCUUUGUUCAAGACCAGUAUUGUGAGAAGAGUGCAGCUUUGACCUGGUUAAUACCAACACAGGCCAGUCCCAAAGACCAGUUUGAUGCCAGCACUUACAUCAUAGGUCCAGAAGAGGAUCUUCCGAGAAAAAUGGAGUACCUUGAGUUUGUUUGCCAUGCGCCUUCUGAGUAUUUCAAGUCAAGAAGUUGUCCUUUCCCCACAAUUCCUGUUGGUCCAGAGAAAGGCUAUAUCUGGAUGCAUAUUGGAACCACACCAGCAACUUCGAUUAAAGAAUCUGUUGGCAGUACUAAUUAGACUGGCUAAUAUUUGUCACAGACUUGAGUUGAACAUUUCACAUGUGAAAGUCCGUCAAACUUCCACAAGGGAAGUUUGUGUGUGAUGGUCUUUAUUGUCCACCCUCUCCUAGAUUUCAUGAUUUCAUACUCGGCAGGACUGGAUGUUAAUUUUGGACAGAAGAAUAAUAAUGAUGAAGGUUACUUCAAAACUGUGUACUCAUAAUUCACCUUUCCAUAUCCAUUUUGAACUUAAUCCUGACCCAUGUAACCAAGCACAAUGGAAUGAAUUGGAAAAUGGAAGAUACAUUUGGUUAUGACCAAAAUCUAAAAUAUGUGAAAAUAUCACAAUGUAUUUUUACUGAUAUGAUGCAGUAUCUCCUGCACUAAGGGCAGCAGGGUUUGACAUUUUGUAAUGGCCAUGGGUUUAGUGUUGGGCUGCACAGUUAGUCUUUUUUAUUGUUAUUGCAAUAUGAAUCAGUGCAGGCUUGUUUUCUUCACAAUGCCAAAUAAAUGGAGCAUUAUGUUACA